Molecule: messenger RNA, 1698 nt
Organism: Amphimedon queenslandica
Lineage: Eukaryota; Metazoa; Porifera; Demospongiae; Haplosclerida; Niphatidae
Product: dual specificity testis-specific protein kinase 1-like
Exons: 10
Coding region: 87-1589 (500 amino acids)
Biological process (GO): actin cytoskeleton organization; protein phosphorylation
Cellular component (GO): cytoplasm; nucleus
Molecular function (GO): protein serine/threonine kinase activity; ATP binding
Source: RefSeq, a predicted model, not a curated record
UCUGUCGUUUGCAGAUUUUUUAUUAACACAGAGAAAUGCAAUUUUCAGAGUGCCGGGAGCUUUCUGGCAGUGAGCCAAUAUAAAGGAUGAAUUUCCUGAGGAGAGUUGGCAGGUCUUCUCGCUCCCCCUCGCCAUUAACGCGUGGGUCCGGAAACAAUUCCCCAACAGACGAUUGGAGCAACACUCGAAGCAACACAGGCAACAGGAGCAGCAGCAGCAGUAGUGGCACUGCAAAUAGAAAGAAAGAAGGAAAGGAAGAAAGAAAGGAGCAUAGUACUAGUGGUAGUAAUAUGAUUGAUGGGGUCGAUGAUAAUCUUCAGUUAACGGAAGCAGGUUGUCUAGUACCUGACACGCCCCUGUCACCUUCUUCCCCUGUCCCUCCUCUCUCGAUUAAGCCACACCCUCUAUCAUCAUCUGUGUCUCCGCCCAAUUCUCCCGGCUCUCCUACUGUAACGAUAAGUGCUAGCGAGAAGCUGUGUAAGAAGCCACACCCACGAUCGCUGGACAUGAGGAAAUUGAGUAUACCAACUAGUGUAUCACUGGAUUGUAUUAAACAUAAUGGAGAUUAUGAUUCUCCUGCUCAUCAUGUCCCUAGACCUAGUUCUCCAUUGCUUAGUGCAUUAAGAGAAGCAGUGGAGUCCGUCUCAAAUAUGGAGGAUUUUGAACGAAUUGAAAAGAUAGGGUCAGGAUUCUUUGCAGAAGUUUACAAAGUUCGGCACAAAUUGACCGACGAGAUUAUGGUUUUAAAAGUGAAUAAAGGGCUGACAGGAACAAAGACAAGACAAGAAGUUGAGUUACUAAAGAGACUCCAUCAUCCAAACAUACUACACUACAUUGGCUCCUGUAUUCAUAAUGGGCAGCUCCACCCACUCACUGAGUUUGUCAAUGGUGGUACAUUAAAAUCCCUCAUACAAGAUGUCGAGAAGAAUCCGUUUCCUCCCGAGCAAAGAAUUCAACUCUCGCUGGACAUGGCUAUGGGAAUGGAGUAUCUCCAUAACAACGGGAUGCUUCACAGAGAUUUUAACUCGCAUAAUUGCUUGCUGCGGAAAGAAGGUGACAGAUAUACAGCCGUAGUUGCCGAUUUCGGUCUUGCAACUAAAAACCCAAACCUGAUAAAAAAACUGAGACGUAACCAGUCAAUGGUUGGUACACCCUAUUGGAUGGCUCCUGAGGUUCUUCACGGGAAAGAAUACAACGAGAAAGCUGAUACUUAUUCCUAUGGUAUAGUACUCUGUGAAAUAGUGUCACGAAAGGAUGCUGAUCCUGAUGAAAUACCUAGGAGUAAGAACUUUAGUUUAGAUGAGACAGCCUUCAGAGAAUUGCCUGAAGUUAUCAGCUCACCUUGUCCACCAGCUUUCAUUGAUCUAGCCUGCAACUGCUCUAAAUUUGUUCCAGUGGAGAGACCAGGGUUUCCUAGUAUCGUUAGACAGCUCAUACAGUUACAUUCCUCUCACUCGGCUUCCCUCCCACCACGCCCUUUUAAGAGGCUCAGCUGGCAGGGCCACGCCCAUCAAUAUGAGGACCACGCCCACAAUAACGAAACUAUAAAUUUAGCAGAAUUAUUAAUCAAAGAUACUACUACACGAUAAUAUUUUUACAUAUAUCAUUUUUAAUCCUGUGUGUCGUAUUAUAUAAUUAUUAUAUAUUGUAUUAUUAUAAAAAUCAGUCAUCUUUUUUUAGCUAGUUAUAACAAGUUAU